Messenger RNA from Podospora bellae-mahoneyi, 3171 nucleotides. RefSeq lists its product as uncharacterized. Gene Ontology annotation, molecular function: DNA binding; zinc ion binding; DNA-binding transcription factor activity, RNA polymerase II-specific. Bases 553 to 3171 code for a protein of 872 amino acids. The record is from RefSeq and is a predicted model, not a curated record. NCBI's taxonomy places the organism in Eukaryota, Fungi, Ascomycota, Sordariomycetes, Sordariales, Podosporaceae. Gene Ontology annotation, biological process: DNA-templated transcription; regulation of DNA-templated transcription. The transcript has 3 exons.
CGACCAUGAUCCAUCCAAGCUCUUUGCCAGCCGGUUUCUUAAGGACGCGGUCGUCGAGCUGCCCAAAUUGUCAUCAUACAAGACGCAGCACUGCAAGGAGCCCCAGGCAAGCCCGAGCGCGCAUUGCGUGUCGUUUGAGUUUGGCUUUCGACUCCCCUUCUCUAUAUUUUCCCCACGAGGCGUCCCAUAGCCACCCAGCCCUUCGAACUGCCCCAACUGGCCUAUCCGGCAUGAGUAUUCCCACAUGUCGUCUUCACAUUCUCUCUCGCACCUCCAAUUCCAGCACGUACGGGAUUCCUUCACGACGCAGACCUGUCCGGACAGCCCUCAACCCAUACGAUAGCAACUUGGAAGGAGUACGAGUCAUCAGUCCACAUUUGACGCGCUCUUGCACAGUCCGAUGGUCCAAGAGCUCUGAGCCCGCCACUCGGAAUCUGUACAACUAGUGUUCCCUGUUGUUAAGCAUGUUGGCGCACAUUACCGUAGCGUUUCCAGAUAUUACCUUGCUGGCUCCGUGAGGCGGAGAGACAACGAUCAUAGACGACGGUCGCCAUGGAUCCAAUGGACGAAGACCCGGACGGCGGUCACCCCGGGCCCUCGCUGCCACCGCCCACGCCCGGUGGGACCAACCCUGCGCCAGCCCAUAGUUCGUCGUCGGCUGCUACUCCAUCGUCUGUCUCGGCGGUUGGUCCUGCUUCUCAGCACUCCGGCGUGUCCAAGAGGAGGAGAGGUCUUGGGGUUGUGACACCGAAUGCUUGCACCGAAUGUCGCAAGAAGCGUGCAAAGUGCGACGGGCAGAGACCAUGCGGUCGAUGUAAAACUCAGAAGGACGUGGAGUGUAUAUAUGAAAUCCCGGUCCGACAGUCCAAGGAAAACCUUCGAAACGAAAUAGAACAGCUCCGGAAGGCGCAGCGCUGCAACGACAAGGUCUUCACGGCUCUCACCCGAAGCGACCAUUGGGAAGAUGUUCUCAAGCGGCUGCGAAAUGGCCAAAGUGUGGAAGACGUGUCCGAAUGGCUGCAUAGUCUUCACUCGCAGCAAGGGGCUGGCGCGCUUCCUCCCAUCAGCCGCAUCAUGGGCUCUGCGGGCGUUGGCUACGGCAGCGUGCCUCCGCGCGGACUGACUGGGUUUCCUGCUGGACCGUCGACCGGUUACAUGCCGUUAUCUUCCGCGUACCAUGCUGUUAGCCCGGUGUCCAGCCAUGCCCCGUAUAGCACUCAGCCUGUAGACCACCAGAGUCCUUGGGGCGGUCAUUUUUCAACCCAAAGCCACACUACCCGCAGUGAUUCGACCCCAGACAUAAUGAACUGGAGCUCUUCGGAUACAAUUCGACCGCCUCACCACUCCCGAGUAGGGUCGUGGAUUGAAAGCCAGGGCACUCCUCCUAAUCCUGCUCGAUUUCGGGGACUGGAUAGCGUCUUGAUUCCCGGCUUUGAAGGGAUACGGGUCCCGACGGCAACAUGGACCAAUAUAACAUCAGACCCAGCCCUUGUUCAGCAUCUUCUGGCGCUGUACUUUUGCUGGGAAUAUCCCACCUUUGCGUCACUGAGCAAGGAGCAUUUUCUGCGAGAUUUCACCGACGGCCGGCCAAGAUUCUGUUCCUCCAUUCUUGUGAAUGCGCUGCUUGCACUUGGGUGCAGAUUCUCGAGCAAACCAAACACUCGGUCCAACCCAGAUGAUCCCCACACAUCUGGAGAUCACUUCUUCAAAGAGUGUCAGCGCCUUUUUCAUCUGGAAACUGACCACCACAGUUUAACGACCAUCCAGGCCCUUGGAAUAAUGUCCAUCAGAGAGGCCAGCUGCGGCAGGGACUCGGAAAGUUGGUAUUACGCUGGCCAGAGCAUUCGUCUGGCUAUUGAGAUGGGGCUUCAUCGUGUGGAAGACGACGGCAAAGAUGACGACCUAGCUGCUGUCCAAGCAGCCACAUUCUGGGGGGCCUUUGCCCUGGACCACGCAUGGUCUUUGGCGACUGGAACUCUGCCUCAAUGCUCCUGCUUUCCACGGCUCCCGCCAAAACCCGCGAUUAUAGACGACAUUGAGGCCUCUCUGUGGAUUCCCUAUACAGAUGAUGGUAAGGGGAUCACCAUACCCGGACCACCAACAACCGAUGGAAGGCUAAACUCAACAUCAGGCACACCGCUCGAGAGGUCGUGUGAGCAGCCCUCGAAUGUACGGUCGGUCUACAAAUGUUUCUGUGAGCUCAGUGAGCUUGUUCACCAAUCCCUGUACAUUAUGCAUUCCCCUGGGCGGCCACUCACCAGCAAAGACCUGCUUGCUAUUUACACGCAGUAUUUGGACUGGUACGAUCGAAUACCGGAGGUUCUCCGCCUGGGCCACAACUUCACCCCGGCGGUCUUGUUUGCCCAGUACGUUUUCUUGUUGGUCUUUUGCGUUAACUUUUGGAUUCUUGCUCAUACUGUUCUGUUUGGCAGCAUGUACUACCAUUUUGCCAUUCUACUUCUGUUCCGGCCAUUGAUCAGGCUUCGUAUCAUUGGCUCGGGGGUCUCUCCCCGGGACGUGUGCUCCCAAGCAUCAGACGCCAUUUCUGGCCUUCUGCGCUCAUACUCGCAGCUGUACACGCUGAGACGAACACCGUCAUUUGUUCCCUACUUUGUACUUACCUCGGCAAUCAUGCAUCUUGCCAUUGGAGCGGCACGGUCAGAGGAGAGAAACAUGGCCCCUAAGACCGGUGGCGAUCUUACCCAGUCUCUCAAGAGAGCGGCACAAAUAGAUCCCGGUGUUGCUGAUGCGCUCAGCCGCGGUAUUGCUGACUUGACAGAGAUGGCACCAUGUCAUCAUUUUGCAGAACAAGCUCUCAACAUUCUCCGGUUUCUUGCCAAAAAGUGGGACAUCAAUGUGGACAUACAAGUUGCUAAAGGGGAAGCGAACGUGAGCGCGGAACCAGAGAUGAUCGAUUCAGCAACUCGCCCAUCAACAAGCAGCCUCAACUUUUUUGCCCCCAACUUCGCCAAGUCUGACUUCAACUGCACGUGGGGCGAAGGCGACGGAACGGCACCCGGAACAGGGAAGGGACAAGAGGGCAAACCGGCGGGCGCCGAGAAUAUAUCCAGUAGCAUGGAGAAUCCUCUGUUCUGGCCCUUUCCAAUGCAAGGCCGUCCGAUGUUGGCCAGCGGGAAGGAAUUGGAGGAGGCAGGCUUCGAGCUGCUGUAA